Messenger RNA from Sphenostylis stenocarpa, 1131 nucleotides. The record is from the annotation of a GenBank genome assembly. NCBI's taxonomy places the organism in Eukaryota, Viridiplantae, Streptophyta, Magnoliopsida, Fabales, Fabaceae.
AUGGCUUCUGCCUGCGUUAACAACAUCGCAAUCUCGCCGGAAACCACCUUCCUCGACCUCCCUCCAUGGCUCUCCCCUCGCGGAUCCGACCCCGACCCCGACUUCGAGUUCCCCCUAGACCCUCCCGCCACCAUGCUCCCGGCCGACCAGCUCUUUUCCGACGGCAAACUCGUACCUCUCCACCUCAAAACUCCCUCCAUCACCACCACCACCACAACCACCACUUCCCAAACCCUAACCCCUACCACCGCGACAACGACAAUCUCCCCUCAAACCCCCAAAUCCCCAUCCACCACCGCCGGCGCCACCACCACCACCACCGAUGCCUACCUUUUCUCCCCCAAAGCCCCCCGUUGUUCGUCCCGCUGGAAAGACCUCCUCGGCCUCAAGAAACUCUACAACACCACCACUCCUACCAAAUCCUCCCCCUCCACUUCCAAAUCCUUGAAAAACCUCCUUCACCGCAAAACGACGUCGUCUACUUCCAACUCCGAAAACGCGCCUCUUCUCACACACUCCUCCGACGCCGAAUCCCUCUCCAUCUCCUCUCGUCUCUCUCUUUCCUCUUCCUCCUCCAGCCAUGACCAUGACGACCUUCCUCGCCUCUCGCUCGAUUCCGAAAAACCAAACCCUAACCCUAACAUAGCCCCAAGCAUAAACCCUAACCUCAACCAGAUCUCGCUUCACAGAAACCCUAACACUAGAAUCCGAUUAGUCAAACCCCGCGCCGGAUCAUUCGACUCUAACAAAACCGUUUCGGAUCAGCCUUCCCGCCCUGGUAGGAGUCCGAUCCGGAGAGAAACGGAAACCGUGGGUUGCAGGGGCGUUUCCGUUGACAGCCCUAGAAUGAACUCUUCCGGAAAAAUCGUGUUCCAGAGCUUGGAACGAAGCUCGAGUUCUCCCAGCACGUUCAACGGUGGGCCCCGCUUCAAGCACCGGGGCAUGGAACGCUCUUAUUCCGCUAACGUUAGAGUCACUCCCGUUCUCAACGUCCCCGUUUGUUCCCUCCGUGGUGCGUCCAAAUCCGGCUCGGUUUUCGGGUUCGGGCAACUGUUUUCCUCGCCGCAGAAGAAAGAAACAACGGGGUGUAACAGGGGGCACCACCAAAGUGGUAGGAGUAAUCGGAAUUGA